Messenger RNA from Aedes albopictus (Asian tiger mosquito), 990 nucleotides. RefSeq lists its product as uncharacterized. The record is from RefSeq and is a predicted model, not a curated record. Lineage: Eukaryota; Metazoa; Arthropoda; Insecta; Diptera; Culicidae. The transcript has a single exon. Bases 1 to 990 code for a protein of 329 amino acids.
AUGAUUGGGUCCGGCCCGUACGAAGAAGUCAAAUUCAAAAACGGUAAGCCGAAAGACCCUCUAAACAAAAUGAUUGAGGAAGUGAACCAUGCCCGGCAGAAAGUGGCUCAUCUGAUGGGUGAAGAGAGGCUCGAUAGAAAGCUACACGUCCCGAAUCCCGCGGUGGCGUCUUUGUAUUGCUUACCGAAGAUCCAUAAAAAUCCUAUCGGAAUGAGGCCAAUCUUUUCCAACAUUCGCACACCCACACAAAAAAUGGCAGCCUGGCUGGUAAAUGAAAUGAAGAAAUAUCCGGUAAAACAUGGAAAAAGCGUGAAAAAUUCUGUGGAUUUGGUGAAGCAAUUAGAAGGGUUUAAGUUGGGACGGGGAGAAAUUUUGGUCUCGUUCGAUGUCACGGCACUGUUCCCGAGCGUACCAGUCAACGAAGCUCUACAAAGCCUGCGUCGUCACUUGGAACGCAGCCGAGCUCCACCAAAUCACAUCGAAGCGUAUCUCUCCGUAGCCCAGGUGUGUAUGAACCAGAAUUUUUUCACCUUUAGAGACAGAGUUUACAGACAAACCUUUGGGCUCAGUAUGGGUAGUAAGCUUUCCCCUUUGCUAGCGGACCUCUUCAUGAGCGAUUUUGAGAACGAAGCUCAAAAGAAGAAGUUGUUCCCCAGGAUUUGGUGGCGCUACGUUGACGAUAUUUUCGCCCCAGUUAAAGAGCGAUAUUUGGAUCAAACUUUGAGCAUGCUAAACUCCCAACACAGCACAAUAAACUUUACGGUAGAGAAGGAAGUAGACGGGAGGCUCCCCUUUCUCGAUCUGUUGAUCAGCAGAAAUGAAGACAACACACUGAAAUUUGGGAUCUACCGGAAGCCUACAUCCACCGAUAGAUACAUCACAUCAGACUCCAAUCACUUCGGUGCUCAAAAGCAAGCCGCAUUCCACUCCAUGGCACACCGACUGUUUAACGUACCUAUGGCCAAAGAAGAAUUCGAAGAAGAAAAAUGA